Stylophora pistillata is the source of this 2884-nucleotide messenger RNA. RefSeq names its product transcription factor ATOH1. Lineage: Eukaryota; Metazoa; Cnidaria; Anthozoa; Scleractinia; Pocilloporidae. Gene Ontology annotation, molecular function: RNA polymerase II transcription regulatory region sequence-specific DNA binding; protein dimerization activity; DNA-binding transcription factor activity, RNA polymerase II-specific. The record is from RefSeq and is a predicted model, not a curated record. Gene Ontology annotation, biological process: developmental process; regulation of transcription by RNA polymerase II.
AACCUUAAUGUCCUAAGCUCGAAAUACUGAUCUAAACUCCACAUUUACAAUAAAUGAUUACCACAAACUUUAAGUGUUUUUCAAUUAUAACAUGGAGGAGUUCGGUCACCAUUUUAAACAAUGCACGAGUCACACAUCAUUAGUACUUUAUCAUCAUGGAACAUGUUCACCAUUUUGUUUAAUCGAGACUAAAGAGCGUUAUUUAAUGUAAGAAUAGCUAAAGAAAAUAAACAGUAAAAGGAAGUUUACGAUGCUGUUGUGCGUGGGCUAGACCGAAAUGUGGUAGAAAGAAUGUGCUUUGAACACGAAAUACCCACACGUUAUUCAAAAUUGUGAUAGUAAACCUUAUCUUGGAUAAUAUCAUGUGUUUAUGUUUCUGGACUUUAUAUAAUCGUGUCAGAUGAGUUCCGUUCUGAUGUCUCGUUAAAAUGGAAACCCAGCUGACAAGCCAAGCCCUGGAAUGCUGCGAUAAGUAACUCGUCCAACGAUCUCCACGCCUUAGUUUAAACUCACAUCAGUUACAAGCAGUACAACCCGUGCACAGCAGUCAGCCAUGGACGCUACAAUAGUGGCUAAACCUGACAAUGCUCCAGGAAAAAAGAAAACAAGGAGGCGAGGACCUCGUUUGACUGGAGUCAGUCGACAAAGACGAAUGGCUAACGCACGCGAGAGGAGCCGCGUGCAAACCCUUAAUGCACACAUUGAGAGGUUGAGGGAUUUAAUUCCACUUUUUCCAGGGGAGAAGAAACCCUCCAAAACGGAGACCAUUCGACUGGCUGCAGUAUACAUUUCCUGUCUGACGGAGAUUCUCGAGAACACACCGGAGGGUUUGGAAAGAAUUAACCCAGACGAGUUACUUCCAAGCCUCCCAGGAUUUGAAGAUGGUUGGAGUCUCUCUGCAAAUCUUCCACGAUUCUGCUUUGACUCGUUCUCUGAUAAUGAAGACAACUUACUAGACCUCGACCUUGGAGAAUACCUCUGGGAUGAGUAUGAGUAGGGCUCCACUGUGAGGAACUCAAAGGUCCCCGCAUUAGGCAUCAACGACAGGAUACUUUUAUUUCAGAUCUUUCAUCCUUGUAUCACAGACCACUUAUCGGUAAAAUUAUCACCUAUUUUAUCAAGUAUCUGGGACAAUCUGUGGAAUGCAUGUAGAAGGCACACAAUGUCUCCACGUGUUGAUCCCUUAUGUCGCCAGUUGGUGAAAGGAAGCUAUGUCACGAUAGUUAAGCAUUUUCCUAACCAAGCGUGACAUCGCAGAUACCCCUUCCCCAACUAAGGAUAACACUUAAUGAGAUCAUGAGAAAAGCACCAAUUAGUUUACUACUAACUAGAAUGAAAAAAAAGGAGUUUAAGGUUGGGCAAGAUUAACUGUAAUUUGCUAAAUCCUUUUUCAACAAAUCGUGACUUAGCGUUUUUUCGCCUUUUAUGAAUUGAGCUCGAAAGUGAAACAUUUGGGGGACUUUGUAAGCCAAGCUUCAAAAGAGUCACUGACUAAGGGUGCUCUUGAUUCAGUUCCAACAUAUCAUUUCCACUGGUUAAAUUCGUUUCAAAUCACACAAAAAAUUAAUUAUGAAGAAUAUAUUGUUAAGUUUGUGCCAAGGAACAUUCGUAAAGAAGAUUUAUUAAUCAACGCCUGGGCAAUUACGUUUAUUAAUAAGCUAAUCACAUUAUGCUUCAAUUGUAUAUUCUAUCAAAAUUGUUUGGGUUUACGUCUGUAGCAUGGUGUAACACUACAUGUACUUUAUAAAGUCUAUGAUUUAUAGUGCUUCCACAAUUGGGUCUAGGAUCAAUUUCUUGGUAUGAUCGAUAGGCAUCGUAAGUUUUAUCUUAAUUUUACCAACUGACCUCAUCAAGUUCGUGGCCAAAAGCCCAGUGGCGGAGAGGAGAACAUUUCAAUCAUGCAUUACUGAAACGUGUGAAAGUGCUCUUGGUUGUAAUCCAAUAUAGAGUUUUGGGUUCGAGAAUUACUUGACAAAGUUUCUUUGGAGAUGCUGGCGCUCUACCCGUGACCAAAAACCAUCAACUAGCAAUUUGCAAGGCCUUAUCGGUACCAUCCAACCGCACCUGGAAUAAAAAGACUAAUCACUUAAGAUAUUGCACGGGAUCAACCUUAAGAACCUUUCGCACAUCUAGUAAGAAUAUUCCUUGCCCACCUGCCUCAAUUAUAGUUAAACUCCUGCUAUUUGACUUACUUUCUAAAAGUCUUCAGGGCUUGCUCUUGGAUGGAGUCUCGCGCUCAGUCACUCGUUUGGUCCUGGCUGACAUAAUAAGUUCGUGCUGCGUUCGAUCUUUGUCUUUAUCACUGACGACUGUCUGUAAUGACAAAGAUAACAAGGAAAUGACUGCAACCGCUAAACAAGAAGUUCCUCACACAAUGGAAUCUUGUGGAAAGCUUGAUACAUUUCAGUAAUCUCAAGGAUAUUUUUCAUUCUCUUUUUUCAAUCCAAGAGAGGUGGGAGGUGGGUGAGAAGGAGGAGAAAAUAGAUUAACACCGAGUUUUCCCAAAAAUAGUAAUGAUACUCUUCCGUGACUUAGACUUUCCUUUUACAGUAUAUAUGCCUCAGAGUAUUUGGUUUGGUCCAAGACACUCGUCUGAAUUGUGGUCAGCCACAACUUCCGAAAACACUCUUUUUUAGGAAACGUCCGGCAUUCCAGUCAGAAGAUAGAGUCUACUGAGACCAUCAGAAAGCAUCUUGUAACGGAGUUAUGUAGUUGAUGUAUGAUGUAUAAUGACAGUCAAAGGCACACAAGAACAUGAAAUCUUGAGUAUCGCAUGGAUCGGAGCAGUAUUUGGUCUGAUGUAGGAACAGUGUGCCACUGCAUAUUGUCGAUAAAAGGAUUUCGUCACGCCACAAUUGAAAAAAUAAAUUGUUUUACUAAUCCA